CCUCCUUCCUGUACCCCGGUUGAGGAAGUGAAUUCGCUGACAGGGUUGGGUUCUGUGAGGGAGGCGAAAAGAAACAUCUUGUAUUCGGUGGGGACAAAAAUAACAAUUGGUCGAGGGGAGCGACUUAUGAAAGCUCAAUAAAACUGCACUGCAAAGCCACCGGUGAAAUUGUACCCCCUCCCCCCACUGAGAUCGCCGCAGAAGGCCGCAGACAUGAAUGACCAGCAGCUGGACUGUGCCCUGGACUUGAUGAGGCGUCUGCCUCCCCAGCAGAUUGAGAAGAACCUCAGUGACCUCAUCGACCUGGUGCCCAGUCUGUGUGAGGACCUCCUCUCCUCUGUGGACCAGCCCUUGAAGAUUGCCCGGGACAGGGUGGUGGGGAAAGACUACUUGCUCUGCGAUUACAACCGAGAUGGCGACUCCUACAGAUCUCCGUGGAGUAAUAAGUAUGAACCCCCCAUUGAUGACGGUGCAAUGCCUUCAGCCCGCCUGAGGAAACUUGAGGUGGAAGCCAACAAUGCCUUUGACCAGUACAGAGACUUGUACUUCGAGGGUGGCGUGUCCUCUGUGUACCUCUGGGACUUGGAUCAUGGCUUCGCUGGGGUCAUCCUCAUCAAAAAGGCUGGAGACGGAUCCAAGAAGAUCAAAGGCUGUUGGGACUCCAUCCAUGUGGUGGAGGUGCAGGAGAAGUCCAGUGGACGUACAGCUCACUACAAACUCACCUCCACUGUGAUGCUGUGGCUCCAGACAACCAAGACCGGCUCCGGCACCAUGAACUUGGGUGGCAGCCUUACAAGACAGAUGGAAAAAGAUGAGACGGUCGGAGAGUCUUCACCACACAUCGCCAACAUCGGCCGUCUUGUGGAAGAUAUGGAAAACAAGAUUCGAUCCACACUGAAUGAAAUCUACUUUGGGAAGACCAAGGACAUUGUCAAUGGCCUAAGAUCUAUUGACUCUUUGCCCGAUAACCAAAAGUAUCGGCAGCUCCAGAAGGAGCUGUCGCAGGUCCUCACCCAGCGCCAGAUCUUCAUUGACUAGGGCCAGAGGAGUGUUCAGACUCUGGCUGACAAGUCGAAGCAGGAGGCUCUGAAGAACGACCUGAUGGAGGCACUCAAACGCAAACAGCAAAGCUAGAAAUGCUAUUGUUCUCUCUUCUCUCUCUCUCUCUCUUCUCUCUCUCUUUUCUCUCUCGCUCCCUCUCUGUCUGUCUCCCUCUCUCUCUCUCUCUCUCUCUCUCUCUCUCUCAUUUCUGCCAUCUUUUCUCUGUUUCUGUACGUCUCCCUCCAUGCCUGUUUCCGUGCUGCACUCUUGUUUAUUUGUGGAAAAAGUACAAAAAGGAGAAAAUGCUUAGCUUUUUAUUUGUUUUUUAUUUGUUUUUGUUUUUUUCCAAACAUCAUUUUUGCGGCGUCUCGUCCGCCACAAAGCCAUUCACUCACGCUCCCUCUGCCUCUCUCUCUCUCUUUCUCCACCUCGACCUCUUACAUUACGAAUACGACGAUGGUAUUUAUGACGGUUUACGAUAAUCUUGCGGCGUGAGCGCGAUGUGCGUAGAGACCCCUCCCGACGACGCUUUCGUGGCCAAUGUGUCCACGGUCAAUUUGAGACGGAAAGACAAUGGCCCUGCUCUCAGCUGUGACUCCUGACGUGGGCGUGGACUUGGUAGACCGUAAUCCAAAUGGGGUGUGCGCGGGGAGGGGGGUUUGGUGGCGGGGCUAUCGGAUAGUCAUUCUUGACGUCAAAUUAAUUUUCUGGCGCCCAUUUUAAUUAAACAUGAACUAUGCCAUCCCCUAAUAUAUCCGUGUGAGAUUCUAGCUGUUAAUGUAGCUGUCAUUUGUUGCGAGUGACCCAGCGGUGAGGAGAGAGAGAGCACAGCCCCGCGAGGUUUUGUGCCGCGAGGACUCGUCGAUGGCUCACUCUCGGUUUCCACCCUGUCCACAUGCAUGUGAGUCUUUGGGAGCACGGGGCUGCGGUCAGUGGCAAUGUAGACUUGUAAAACAUGGGGACGGACUGUUAAACUCACUGUGUAUAACCAUGUUGUGAAAGCCCCCCUUCCCCCACACUGUGUAUAACAUGACACAUUUGCCUCCCCUCUGUUUCACUCUCCUACUCUUCUCUAUCUCUCCUCACCUCUGUCUUCGUUGGGUGGGUGAGGGGGGGGGGCCGUCACGGUUUGUCUCUGCGUCUUAACAGAAACCUUUGACCGUUUUGUUUCGAAGGGGAAUCUUUUAUUGUAUUUUGUUUUGUUUUUAUUUUGUAAAGCUUAUGAUUCAUAAUGUGUUAGAGCCUCCAGCAACAAUAAAAACAGUAAA
Molecule: messenger RNA, 2309 nt
Organism: Lampris incognitus (smalleye Pacific opah)
Lineage: Eukaryota; Metazoa; Chordata; Actinopteri; Lampriformes; Lampridae
Gene: capzb
Product: capping actin protein of muscle Z-line subunit beta
Exons: 10
Coding region: 214-1038 (274 amino acids)
Biological process (GO): cell morphogenesis; actin cytoskeleton organization; regulation of lamellipodium assembly
Cellular component (GO): cytoplasm; F-actin capping protein complex
Molecular function (GO): actin filament binding
Source: RefSeq, a predicted model, not a curated record